AUGAAGGGGCCACAAGGUGCAGCGUUAAAGGACCAAGCUGCCGAUACGCUUAUGAAAUAUGUUAUAUCUAAGUGGCUUAAAGAUAAUCCUCAACCUCAAUAUACUAUGGCGGUAACAGCCGACAAUGGGUUUUGGAGGACUAUGAAGACUUUGAAAGAGGCUAAGCAUGACACAAAGUUUUUCCCUCCGAUUCCUCAAGCUCAGAGAGAUGCUCAGAUUGCUCAAGCUGAGAAAGAUGCUGAAGCUAAAAGGGAUGUGAUCAGGCAAAGGUUUGUAAAUGAGUAUAAUAGGCAUGAGGUGGAGAUUAUCGGAGAUGGUAAUUGUCAGUUCAGAGCUAUUGCUCACCAAUAUCUGGGAUUUGAAGACUUGCACACCAAAGUUGGGGAAAUAGUUGUUGAAGAGCUGAGACAAAAUUUCCAAGAACGUAUUCAACCUGUUGAAGGGAUCCCAGUCUCUACCUUGAAAAUAUGUCAAGCGAUGGAUAGUGGGGUGAUCAUAUCACCUUGCAAGCAGCAGCAAAUCUGUUCGGUGUGGUUAUAA
This is a messenger RNA of Arabis nemorensis, 540 nucleotides long. The record is from the annotation of a GenBank genome assembly. Lineage: Eukaryota; Viridiplantae; Streptophyta; Magnoliopsida; Brassicales; Brassicaceae.